AUGUCUAUUUUGGAGGACACUGGAAUGCUUGCUUGUAAGCCAUCUGCAGUCCCUAUGGCAGCUGAUCUAAAAUUGAAUGCAGAAUCAGGCUCACAACUUCCAGAUCUAGAAGCUUAUAGAAGACUAAUUGGAAAACUUCUCUACCUAACCAUCUCAAGGCUUGAUAUUUGUUACACUGUUCACAAACUAAGCCAGUUUGUAUCUGAUCCUCGCUCAGGACACAUGAAUGCUGCCAACAUCCUGCUAAGAUACCUUAAGCACACAACUGGACAAGGGGUCCUCUUUAAGACCAAAUCAGACACAUCACUCCAUGCUUAUGUAGAUGCAGAUUGGGGUUCAUGUUUUGACAGGGGAAAGUCGACAACUGGAUAUUGUAUUUUCUUUGGAAAUUCAUUGAUUUCCUGGAAGGCAAAGAAACAGAAGACAGUUAGUAAAUCUUCCGCAGAAGCAGAAUAUCGAGCUUUAUCAUUUGUGUCAAGUGAGCUUACUUGGCUGUGA
Glycine soja is the source of this 498-nucleotide messenger RNA. RefSeq lists its product as uncharacterized. The coding region runs from base 1 to 498 and encodes 165 amino acids. The transcript has a single exon. Lineage: Eukaryota; Viridiplantae; Streptophyta; Magnoliopsida; Fabales; Fabaceae. The record is from RefSeq and is a predicted model, not a curated record.